CAUUGGGCGUGGGGCCUCUGUGGUGGUCCUGAUGUGCCCCAUGCCGCAUCGUCUGUAUCUACAGUCAACACAGAGAGCCGCGGUGUGGGGAACGAGCAGAGUCAGCUCUCUGUGAGCUCCCAAAUUAUAAAAGAGGAUGUAUUGUUGGAAGCCGUAGAAGGCACCGAAGAACCAGUGCGUAUAACAUUCGUUCUCCGCUUGACUAGAAUUACAUCUGUCGAGUGGGAGACCGUAGUAUGGCACCGUUGUCUAUAUAUUCGCGUACCCGUCUACUUUCUGCCUGAAGGAUCAAAAGAUGCCUUUCUUUCGCUCCUAGAAUACGCUGAAGAUCCACUACACUGCACCCAUGUUAUUGUUUGCCUCCGCAAAGAUAGAUCAGAUAGAGGAAUACUGGUUCGUACUUUCAUGUUCUUGGGUUUCACGGUCUUACCGCCAACUCAUGCCAUGAUACCACCAGGCAGUGACGCUGGCAGUCUCUACAUGCUGUAUACCAUCGAGUAAUCGGCAAGCAGUUAUGCCUCUUAAAUUUAACGCGCAGAUAUUGAUUCGAGAGAAAAGAUACUGAAGUUUCUCUGUUCUACAAUUUUUUUAUAUUAUUUGAUUAUCAACUCAUUUUUCGUUUACUGUAACGACUUUCUCCUCGCUUUCUCAUGAAUUUAGAUGUAAUUAUUUGUGUUUAUUAUAUUCUAUUACAGGUACACCAUAAGUUUAAAGUAAAAUUCUGAAAAGGAUAUUUGGAAAAAGGCACAAUUUUACUUUUAUAUUUUAAAUUUUAUUAUACAUAUGUAAUUUGUGUUUUCUUAUUAAUUGCAAAUUAGGAACCUUAUUAAUUUUGCAAAUCAUUUAAAUCGAAUGAUUAUGUCUAGUGCAGAUAAACUUCGGCGUUAAAUUCUUGAGGCUUGAUGAUAAAACAAAAAUUAUAGUCG
Cyphomyrmex costatus is the source of this 926-nucleotide messenger RNA. It is a transcript of the gene Oda, whose product is annotated as Ornithine decarboxylase antizyme. The transcript has 3 exons. The record is from RefSeq and is a predicted model, not a curated record. Gene Ontology annotation, biological process: positive regulation of protein catabolic process. Gene Ontology annotation, molecular function: ornithine decarboxylase inhibitor activity. NCBI's taxonomy places the organism in Eukaryota, Metazoa, Arthropoda, Insecta, Hymenoptera, Formicidae. The annotation marks the transcript as partial. Gene Ontology annotation, cellular component: nucleus; cytoplasm.